AUGGCGCUGGCCGGGGCUGGGACCCCGGCCCUGGGGCCCCUGGCCCCUCUCCUGCUCCUGAUGCUGCUGCUGCUCUUGACUCCUGCCCUCGCCCUCCUGGGUGGAACGGUGGUGCCAUCGGAGACCCCAAGUGUCUGUGCCUCAGACCCGUGCGCCCCAGGGGCCGAGUGCCAGGCUACGGAGAAUGGCGGCUACACCUGUGAGCCCACGGAGCCCCAGGGCUGUGCCAGCCAGCCAUGCCACCACGGCGCUCUGUGCGUGCCCCAGGGUCCUGAUCCCAAUGGCUUCCGCUGCUACUGCGUGCCUGGGUUCCAGGGCCCACGCUGUGAGCUGGACAUCGACGAGUGUGCAUCCCGGCCCUGCCACCACGGGGCCACCUGCCGCAACCUGGCUGAUCGCUAUGAGUGCCACUGCCCCCUCGGCUAUGCAGGGGUGACGUGCGAGACGGAGGUGGACGAGUGUGCCUCGGCGCCCUGCCUGCACGGGGGCUCGUGCCUGGACGGCGUGGGCUCCUACCGCUGCGUGUGCGCGCCGGGCUACGGGGGCGCCGGCUGCCAGCUGGACCUGGACGACUGCCAGAGCCGGCCGUGCGCGCACGGGGGCCGGUGCCACGACCUGGUUAACGGCUUCCGGUGCGACUGCGCGGCCACGGGCUACGAGGGCGCGCGCUGCGAGCAGGAGGUGCUGGAGUGCGCGUCGGCUCCCUGCGCCAACAACGCGUCCUGCCUCGAGGGCCUCGGGACCUUCCGCUGCCUCUGCUGGCCAGGCUACAGUGGCCAGCGGUGCGAGGUGGACGAAGACGAGUGUGCGUCCGGCCCCUGCCAGCACGGGGGGCAGUGCUUGCAGCGCUCCGACCCAGCCCUCUACGGAGGCGUCCAGGCCGCCUUCCCCGGCACCUUCAGCUUCCGCCACGCUGAGGGUUUCCUGUGCCGCUGCCCUCCGGGCUUUGAGGGGGACGAAUGCGACGUGGACGUGGACGAGUGUGCCUCAUGGCCGUGCCUCAAUGGAGGCCGCUGCCAGGACCUGCCCAAUGGCUUCCAGUGCCACUGUCCGGAUGGCUACACAGGUCUGACGUGUCAGGAAGAUGUGGACGAAUGCCUGUCAGAGCCCUGCCUCCACGGCGGGACCUGUGACAACACCGUGGCGGGCUACACCUGCUGGUGCCCGGAGCCCUGGGGCGGGCACAACUGCUCUGUGCGGCUCACCGGCUGCCAGGGCCACACUUGCCCACCCGCUGCCUCCUGCAUCCCCAUCUUCAAGUCUGGGCUCCACAGCUACGCCUGCCGCUGCCCACCUGGUACCCACGGGCCAUUUUGUGGCCAGAACACCACCUUCUCUGUGGUGGCCGGGAGCCCAGUGCAGGCGUCGGUGCCCGCUGGAGGUCCCCUGGGUCUGGCACUGAGGUUUCGCACCACACUGCCUGCCGGUGCCUUGGCCAUGCGCACUGACGCUCGGGACAGCUUGGAGCUGGCACUGGCAGGGGGCACGCUGCAGGCCACACUCUGGAGCCAUGGCAAUGCCACCGUGCUGUCCCUGGGGCCGCCGCAUCUGGCCCUAAAUGAUGGCCACUGGCACCCAGUGGAGGUUUCGCUCCGCCCGGGGGUCCUGGAGCUGCGGCUCUGGCACGAGGACUGCCCUGCCCGGCUGUGUGUGGCCUCCAGUCCUGUGGCCCCGGCUCCCGUGGUGGCUUCCGCAGCUCCGAUGCCUGCCGGGUUCUGCUCCACCCGACUGGGUGGCGCCGCCUUUGAAGGCUGCCUCCAGGAUGUACAUGUGGACGGGCACCUCCUGCUGCCCGAGGAUCUCGGCAAGAAUGUUCUCCUGGGCUGCGAGCGCCGUGAACAGUGUCAGCCUCCGCCUUGUGCCCACGGAGGGGCCUGCGUGGACAUGUGGACUCACUUCCACUGCAACUGCCCCCGGCCCUAUAGCGGUCCUACGUGUGCUGACGAGGUUCCUGCUGCCACCUUUGGCUUGGGGGGCACCCUGAGCUCUGCCUCCUUCUUUCUCCACCAGCUGCCAGGCCCCAACCUCACCGUGUCCUUCCUCCUCCGGACUCGGGAGCCUGCUGGCCUGCUGCUCCAACUUGCCAAUGACUCAGUAGCUGGGCUAACAGUAUUCCUGAGCGAGGGCCAGAUCCAGGCCGAGGUGCCGGGCGGUCCCACUCUGGAGCUCCCCGGGCGCUGGGAUGAUGGGCUCCGCCACCUGGUGACGCUCAGCUUCGGGCCUGACCAGCUGCAGGGCUUGGGGCAGGAGGUGCACGUGGGUGGGAGGCUCCUCCCUGCGGACGCCCGGCCCUGGGGUGGGCCCUUCCGAGGCUGCCUCCAGGACCUGCGACUCAAUGACCUCCGCCUCCUGUUCUUUCCGCCGCUGCUGGGGAACUCGAGCCAACCCGGUGAGCUGGGCAGCGGUCGGUCCCGGAACCUCACCAUGGGCUGCGUCUCCGAGGACACAUGCAGUCCUGACCCCUGUCUCAAUGGGGGAAUGUGCCUUGUCACCUGGAAUGACUUCCACUGCACCUGCCCUGUCAACUUCACGGGGCCAACGUGUGCCCAGCGGCUGUGGUGUCCUGGUCAGCCCUGCCUCCCGCCUGCCACCUGUGAGGAGGUCCCUGAUGGCUUUGUCUGUGUGGCCGAAGCCACGUUCCGCGAGGGCCCCACGGCUGCUUUCAGCGGGCACAACGCGUCGGCCGGGCGCUCGCUCAGCGGCCUCUCGCUGGCCUUCCGCACGCGCGACCCCGAGGCCGGGCUGCUGCGCGCCGCCGCGGGCGCGCACACCGUGUGGCUGGCCGUGCGCAACGGCUCGCUGGAAGCCGGCGUGCGCAGCGGCCGCGACCUGCCCGGAGCGGCGCUGCCGGCGUCGGGGCCGCGCGUGGCGGAUGGCGCCUGGCACCGCGUGCGCCUGGCCAUGGAGCGCCCGGAGGCCGCCGCGUCGCGCUGGCUGCUGUGGCUGGACGGUGCGGCGACGCCCGUGGCGCUGCGCGGCCUGGCCGGCGACCUGGGCUUCCUGCGCGGUCCGGGCGCCGCGCUCGUCCAGCUGGCCGAGAACUUCACCGGCUGCCUGGGGCGCGUGGCCGUGGGCGGCCUCCCGCUGCCCCUGGCGUCCCCGCGGCCCGGCGCGGCCCCCGGCUCCCGGGAGCACUUCUCGGCCUGGCCCGGGGCGCCAGCCCCACGUCUCGGCUGCCACGGAGCACGCGUGUGUCACCCCUCACCCUGCCUGCACGGCGGCGGCUGCCGAGACCUCUUCGACGCCUUCGCCUGCGCCUGCGGCCCGGGCUGGGAGGGCCCGCGCUGCGAGGCCCGCGCCGACCCGUGUCUCUCGGCGCCCUGUGCUCGCGGCCGCUGCCACUCACGCCCUGACGGCCGCUUCGAGUGCCGCUGCCCGCCUGGCUUUGUGGGCCCGCGCUGCAGAUUGCCUGUCCUGCCAGAGGCGUGCAGCUCGAACUCCACCUGCCUCGAUGGUGGCCCCUGUGAAGGUGGGCCCCGGGCAGCCAACUGCAGCUGCCAGGAGGGCUUUGGUGGCCAGAGGUGUCAGAUCCCCUGUGAAGCCAACCCCUGCUUGAACGGGGGCACCUGCCGGGCAGCCGGGGGGGUGUAUGAAUGUAUCUGCAGCGCGAGGUUCUCUGGCCAGUUCUGUGAAGUGGUGAAGGGCCUGCCGUUGCCGCUGCCGUUCCCGCUGCUGGAGGUGGCGGUGCCCGCGGCCUGCGCCUGCCUCCUGCUCCUCCUUCUGGGCCUCCUCUCAGGGAUCCUGGCAGCCAGGAAGCGCCGCCAGUCAGAGGGCACCUACAGCCCGAGCCAGCAGGAGGUGGCCGGGGCCCGGCUGGAGAUGGACAGUGUCCUCAAGGUGCCGCCCGAGGAGAGACUCAUCUAGGCCUGCGUGGCUGCUGGCUCCAGCGCCUGCGAGGUCCCGGAUGGUUUCUACCUGAGGACCCACGGAGGCCCUUCCGGGAGCCUGCGGGGAAGUGGCUGGCCUCUCGCUGGCCUUCCGGAGCUGCCGCAGAGCCCAGGAAAUCUGCCGGGGAAGCGUCACCUCUGCCGCCAGCCCUUGCAUCUGCCCCUAGAGAGGGGAGCACCGAGGGGAGCACCAAGGGGAGCAGACAGGAACCUGGCAAGGCCGUCGAGGCUCCAUCCGAUCUGCCGGCUCUUGCCUCGGCAAGCGGACCGCUGUGCGGGGGAGGGGCACACGUGGGUGCACGCGGUGCGUUCGGAGGUGUGUGGGGGCACGUACCUGGGGACUGCUGAUCUGCAGACGCCUGCGUGCGUGUUCUGGAUGGGGCUGUGGGCAGGUCCAUGUCCUUGCUGUGUGCGCACAGGACCGUGUAGUGGGUGCAGGCGAUCCCACGGAGGGGCGGCUGGGCCGUGAGGAUAACCUUUGCUGCCCUGGGGCAGGGGCAAUACACGUUCUCCAGGAAGCCAGGCCAAGGCUUUGCUCGAGGACCGAGGCCUCUGGCUCUGGCAUCUUCUCCCUCCCUGCCCCCACCCUGGAGGCAACUGGGAAAUUGGGAGCGGGGGCAGCCAUCAGCUAGUGGCCCCUGGCUCCCAGGACAAAUGCUCCUUCAGGCAGCUGUCUCUGGCCUGUAACAGGGUCGGACCACGACCAGGGCAGCUCUGCGGGAGCAGAGGACGCGCCGCCCCGCACUCUCCCACCUUGCCGUGGCUGGUGGCCUGGGGAAAGCCGCCUCUGCCUACCUCACGGGGCUGUUGUGAGGAUCAGUGGAUGACGAUGGGGAAAGAGCUCAGGGCGUUGUCUGGUACUGGCUUGUCUGGGUCACCCCUUUAGGUUUCAGGAAGGGUUGUCCCUCUGGCUGGGGCCGAGGGGAGGUUGGUUGGGGGAGGGGGGGCUUUCCUGGGGGCCUGCAAGAAGGCCAGAGGAUAAAGAAGCAAAACCUCUGUCCCCCGCCCCCAGCUGAUCACCUCUGGUUCUCCAGGGCCGGCACUCCCCUGUCACAGCUGCCUGGUGAGGCCACUCCUUCACCUACAGACAGGUCAUCUCUCUAAAUGGCUGGGGGGCGGGGGGAGGUGGAUUCAGGACUCGCAGGAAGCCCUCAGAGCUGUUUGCUGAACUCAGCAGAUGUUGGCAUGGCCCCUUUGUGUCAGGGCUGGUCCUGCAGACACAGACACAGACGAAGAAUGUGCUGCUUUACUUCCAGUCCCUUCCCUGGUAAAGCCAUCACACUGAACCCAGAGGGGCAACCCCCCCCCCUCCCCGCCGGGCCUCCUCCCAGCUUCAUGGGGUCCCUCUGUCCCUGACCUGGAGACAUGCCCUUCUGUCCCUGUUUCCUAGGCCAGCGCCUCCAGUGCCAAGGCCAGGGAACCCCUUUCUACUUUUAAAUUGGCGGUUGGCUUUACCCGGCUCCCCUUGGGGGUCUCAGCCAGCUUCUAGAGGCACAGGACCAAAUCUGACGGAGAACCGCGUGGUGACGAGGGGUAAGGGGGCAUGUGGGUGGCUGAGACCGAGGGGUUCAGCUGAGGCUGGGCUGGGAAGGGCCCUGAACGCUCGGGUAAGGGUCUUGCUUAGUCCUUAUCCGAUAGGAGGUGGGAACUUUUCCCCCACCUUUCUCCACCAUGACUCCUGGGAAGGUGGGGGAGGAAACAUCUGGUAGCAGCACCUUAGCCACAGCUGGUGCCUUGGUUAUUUACUUUAUUAAAUCAGGUAUUUGGCAAACCUGUGUUCUUGCAGACACCUGGAACCCCAAUAAAUAAAAAUGCCACUUUCUUGGGA
Messenger RNA from Hyaena hyaena (striped hyena), 5715 nucleotides. It is a transcript of the gene CRB2, whose product is annotated as crumbs cell polarity complex component 2. The coding region runs from base 1 to 3864 and encodes 1287 amino acids. Gene Ontology annotation, cellular component: protein-containing complex; plasma membrane. The transcript is spliced from 13 exons. NCBI's taxonomy places the organism in Eukaryota, Metazoa, Chordata, Mammalia, Carnivora, Hyaenidae. Gene Ontology annotation, biological process: heterophilic cell-cell adhesion; establishment or maintenance of epithelial cell apical/basal polarity. Gene Ontology annotation, molecular function: calcium ion binding. The record is from RefSeq and is a predicted model, not a curated record.